AUGGCCACCUUGCGCCUCGCUACCUCCCCCAGCGCGCGGGCCGCUGCCACGUCGCCGCUGACUUCACAGCUGUGGCCCAGUGCCGCCGCCGUGAAUACUUCCGCGAGCACGACGAACGCGCUUCCCGCCGCAACAGUAGCUGCCGCCGCCGCAGUGGCCGCGACAGCCUCAACGAUGACGACAAAGCCGAUACUCCCUCCUUUCCCGUCCGUCCUGGCGCAUGCAAGAACGAAGCCCGUCGAGCCGCAGAACCGCUACUUCAACCCCUCCAACACAACCCUCUCCACCGGCGGCAGCCCCGGCAAGAAACCAGGCGACGAGAACAAGGCCACAUUAGGAAAGACUCUGCGCAUCCUCCAAGACCACCUACCCCGGGUCCUCCAGUCCCCGCUCCCGCAGGAGAUUCUCGCCCCCAACAUCUCUCUCCACCUCUUCCCGACGACGCACCCGCAUCUCCCGACCGUCUCCGGCCGCGUCGCCUACACCGCUGCCCUCUGGACCUCGCCCAUCGCCUGGAACCGCCUGCCGCUGGUCGGGAACGUCCGCCUGUCCAUCAUCUCGGAGCGUGUGACGAAGCAGCCCCUCCACUUUGCGCCUUUGCACCCCGGCGCGGUGCCGGAGCAGCUGGUUGUUAGGUGGUGCGCUACUGACAAGAAGAAUGGUGGAGCCACGGCGGGAUCUCCUUCGUCUGGGGCAACGGCGACGUCGGAACAAGGCGGCGUGAAGACGGAGGACGGCGGAGACAAGGCGUUUACGGGGCUUUUCGUGUUCCAGUUUGACGCCGAGGGCAGGAUAGUAAGCCAUACCAUUGAAACGGUGCAAGAAGGUGGGGAUUGGGAAAAGGGCGUCGGUGCCAAGGUCGUCGGGCUGACGGAUUGGCUCCUUGGUGGGAUGCGGAGGCAGGGAGACAGUCCUAGUCCUGCAUUUGAGGGUCUCGACAAGGGCAAGCAGUAG
Molecule: messenger RNA, 954 nt
Organism: Colletotrichum orchidophilum
Lineage: Eukaryota; Fungi; Ascomycota; Sordariomycetes; Glomerellales; Glomerellaceae
Exons: 2
Coding region: 1-954 (317 amino acids)
Source: RefSeq, a predicted model, not a curated record